Messenger RNA from Recurvomyces mirabilis, 1602 nucleotides. RefSeq lists its product as uncharacterized. The record is from RefSeq and is a predicted model, not a curated record. Bases 1 to 1602 code for a protein of 533 amino acids. NCBI's taxonomy places the organism in Eukaryota, Fungi, Ascomycota, Dothideomycetes, Mycosphaerellales, Teratosphaeriaceae. The transcript has 4 exons. Gene Ontology annotation, molecular function: oxidoreductase activity.
AUGGCUUCCCACAAGCGACAGAUCUCCAAGGCCAAUGGCAAGGAGAUUGAUGUCGAUGUUCUGGUUAUUGGUGCUGGUCCUACCGGUCUCGGUGCUGCCAAGCGUCUUCAUCAGAUUGACGGCCCGUCAUGGAUGAUAGUCGAUGGCAACGACGUUCCUGGCGGUCUGGCUUCCACUGAUGUCACACCCGAGGGAUUCCUCUACGACGUCGGCGGCCAUGUCAUCUUCUCCCACUACAAAUACUUCGACGAUGUCAUCAACGAGGCCCUCCCCAAUGAGUCCGACUGGUACCAGCAUCAACGCAUCUCCUACGUCCGCUACAAGGGCGUGUGGGUCCCUUACCCAUUCCAGAACAACAUCUCCAUGCUGCCCAAGGAAGAUCAGGUGGUGGCGAUGGAGGGGAUGAUUGAUGCGAGCAUGGAGGCGAGAGUGGCCAAUACCAAGCCCAAGAACUUUGACGAAUGGAUUUUGAGGACACAGGGCGAGGGUCUCGCCGACCAGUUCAUGAGGCCGUACAAUUUCAAGGUGUGGGCUGUGCCUACUACGAAGAUGCAAUGCGAAUGGCUCGGCGAGCGUGUAGCAGCACCCAACGUCAAACUCGUAACCAAGAACGUCAUCCUCAACAAAGCCGCCGGCAAUUGGGGUCCCAACGCCACCUUCCGCUUCCCAGCCCACGGCGGCACCGGCAACAUCUGGAUCAACGUCGCCAAGAACCUCCCCAAGGACAAGACCCGCUUCGGCUCGCACGGCCAGGUCCAGCUCGUAGACGGCGAGAACAAGCGACUCCUACUCGGCGACGGCACGACGAUCAACUACAACAAGCUCAUCUCGACCAUGCAGGUCGACAGCCUCGCCGAACUCAUGCGCGACGAGGAGCUCACAAAACUCACCAAAGACCUCUUCUACAGCACCACCCACGUCAUCGGCGUCGGCAUCCGUGGCUCCCGCCCGGAGCGAAUAGGAGACAAAUGCUGGCUCUACUUCCCCGAAGACAACUGCCCCUUCUACCGCGCCACCAUCUUCUCCAACUACUCCCCGCACAACCAACCUGAAGCCAGCACCAAACUCGCCACCAUCCAACUCGCCGACGGCUCCAAACCCACCGACACCGACGCCCACACGGGACCCUACUGGAGCAUCAUGCUCGAAGUCUCGGAAUCGAGCAUGAAACCCGUAGACCAAGAAAACAUGCUCCGCGACUGCAUCGCCGGCCUCGUCAACACGGAAAUGCUGAAACCCUCGGACGAAAUCGUCUCAACCUACCACCGCCGCUUCGACCACGGCUACCCAACCCCGACCCUCGAACGCGACGGCGUCCUCAAACAACUCCUCCCCCAACUCUACGACCAAGGCAUCCUCUCCCGCGGCCGCUUCGGCAGCUGGAAAUACGAAGUCGGGAAUCAGGAUCACAGUUUCAUGCUCGGGGUGGAGGCGGCGGAUCAUGUGGUUAAUGGUGCCGCGGAACUGACGUUGAAUUAUCCCGAUUUUGUCAAUACGAGGGUGAAUGGGGAGAGGAGGCUUGUGGAUGGGGCGCAGUUUUUUAAGAGUAUGAGGGGGAUUAGGGAUGAGGGGAUGCCGUUGAGGCCGAAGGUGGAGGCUUAG